Messenger RNA from Bombyx mori (domestic silkworm), 9357 nucleotides. RefSeq names its product TATA-binding protein-associated factor 172 (gene Hel89B). The transcript is spliced from 34 exons. Bases 202 to 5769 code for a protein of 1855 amino acids. NCBI's taxonomy places the organism in Eukaryota, Metazoa, Arthropoda, Insecta, Lepidoptera, Bombycidae. The record is from RefSeq and is a predicted model, not a curated record. Gene Ontology annotation, molecular function: ATP binding; DNA binding; ATP-dependent chromatin remodeler activity.
GCAGCAUGGCUGUCAGUAUAAAUUUGAAGCUUGAACGAUGCGCUUCCUCUCGUCACGUUGGUUUUUUUUGUUUGUGCAUUUUAACGAAAAUGAUAUCGUGUGUGAUCUUGUGUGGCAUGGAAUAUGGAAAGAUUUGGGUGGAGUGACCUGAUAUUAGCUUGUUUGUGCAAGUGAACUUUUGAACAAGACCGGCUUGUCAUCAUGAAGUCGCGAUUGGAUCGUCUUUUCGUCUUGCUGGAGGCCGGUGCGGGCUCGGCUACAAGGCGAGCGGCGGCGAGGCAGCUCGGCGAGGUCCAGAAAGCCCAUCCCGAGGAGUUACACCGGCUCCUCGGCAGACUGAUGACACAUCUCCGCUCGCCAGCUUGGGAGACAAGAGUCGCUGCAGCUCAAGCGGUCGAAGCGAUCCUAUCGAACGUUCCGGAAUGGCAUCCGACACCGCUGGCGGAUAAGAAAGAGAUUAAACCAGACCCGGAAGAUUACGGACUGUUGAAAUGUGAUACGUUCAACAUAGAGCGGGUCCUUCAGAACGGAGCGCACUUGAUGGGUUCCGAGGGAAACGAAUAUGAUUUUGACGAGAAUGACUUCUCGCUCUCCACAGCAGACGCAAAGGAGCGUAUGGCGAAGCAACGGCAGCAGUUAAACACUCGUCUAGGUCUGGACGUUGCGGCCAAUCUCGGCGUCGACUUGACCUCUAUAUACACGAACGAGGACCUGUGCCCGGUCAGACCGCAAACAAACAAGGCUGAACCGCAGAGAAUGCCGGUACAAGAACUAGUCCCUAUUUCUUCGAAACCGCUCAGUUCACGGGAAAAGAAUUUGGCGAAGAGACGAGCUCGUGCCGCUCUCAGCAAACAGAAAUCUAGAGACUGCACCGAGGAGUCUACCUCAGCUCCUCCUACGCCCCCGAUAGAACCCGAGAAGAAGAAAAUGAAAUUAGAACAGACUGAAGAGUUUUUUCUGGAGGCAGGAGCAGCAGUGCCGUGCGCCGCCGGCUGGCAGGGGGAGGCGGCUCGGUGGCCCCUGGAGGCGUGGUGCAGCGCGCUACUGACGCAGCUGUUCAGCCCUCACUGGGAGGCUCGCCACGGAGCCGCCAGUGCACUCAGAGAAUUACUACGAGCCAAGAUAGCCAACACUGCCGGGAUCACUCGCUACACCGAGCCUCAACACAUGGAGUGUGCGCAUCAAGAUUGGCUAGAAGACAUGGCCUUGAGGUUACUGUGCGUACUGGCGCUGGACCGCUUCGGAGACUUUGUUUCUGAUCAGGUGGUGGCGCCAGUAAGGGAAACGUGUGCCCAGACGCUGGGCGUGGCGCUGGCGCAGCUGGACGAGGCCCGCGUGCGCAAGGUGGCGGGCUUGCUGUCCUCGCUGGCCGCGCAGGCGCAGUGGGAGGCCCGCCACGGCGCCCUGCUCGGCUUCAAGUACAUGCUGGCCGCCAGGCAGGAGGUGGCGUGCAGCAGCGGCGCCCUGGAGCACCUGAUGUCGGGGCUGGAGGACGGCGCCGAGGACGUGUCGGGCGUGGCGGCGGGCGCGCUGGUGCCGGCGGCGGGCGCGCUGGUGUCCGCCCGCCCGCACGCCGCCGCGCGCCUGGUGCAGCGCCUGUGGGGCCUGCUGCGGGACCAGGACGACCUCGCCGCGCCCGCGCACUCCUACAUGGCGCUGCUGGCGGCGCUCAUGGCGCUGCCGGAGCCGGCGCGACUGCUGCACCCGAUCGAUUUGGCAGACGUGCUACCUCGUCUGUGGCCGUAUUUAGACCAUGCGACCUCAUCAGUGCGGAAGGCCACACUACAGACUCUCCGCACCCUGACGCGGCCCCUGGUCACCACAGCCGCACCGCGCGCCGACAGCGCCCACAGCCCGCCCCCUGACAACGCCGCGCCCAGUGAAGCCCCACCGAACGGGCUGGACGAACAGUACUUGAUGUGGACCCCGGAGCUGUUGCAGGAAGCAAUGAGACACGUUUACCAGAGAGUGUUGUUCGAACAUAUCUAUGAAAUACAAGAAAUUGCAGUGCAAGUGUGGGAGAACCUGAUCCGGCACGCGUCCCUGGGCGUGAUCCUGGUGGCGGCGUGUCCCAUGCUGUCCACGUGGCUGUGCCUGGCCAUGCAGCCCGCGCGCCUGGCCGUGGACCCGGCGCUCAUACUCGUGCCGCCGCUCAAGGAGCGGCGCACGCGCACGAGCCCGGCGGAGGCGGUGCCGGGCGAGGUGCGCGCGGCGCUGCGCUGGUACGUGGGCGGCGCCGACACGCAGGCCAGCGCCGCGCGGGACAAGAACGUGUCGCGGGCGCGCUGUCUCGCCGCCGACAUACUGGGGCACCUGUCGUGCUACCUGGUGCAGCCCGCGCCCGGCAUCGACUACACGGCGGAAGAAGAGAGCCCCAUCGACUGUUACGUGAAGGUGAUGGUGGUGUACCUCCGCUCGGGCAGCGCCCUGCAGCGCCUGGUGGCCAGCCUCGUAGUGUCGGCCUGGGCGCGCCACACGCGGCGCCGCGGCCUCUACCCGCCCCCCGCCCCGCGCCCCGCACACCCGGAUGAAGAGAAAGAUGAAAAUUAUGAAACGAACGACAUAUCAAAGCUGGCUCCGGCGUCGCUGGUGUCCACCCUGCACACGGCGCUCAACCAGGCGCUGUACUAUGACGAGGUGGCUCUCAACUGCAACAGGAUACUCCAAGAGGCAAGAGAUUUUUUGGCGACCUUGAAACAUUACAAGUUACCAGUUGACGGUGAGGAGUUCAACAAUAUUGUGAGAUUGGAACAGGUGGUGCAGCUGACGGGCGCCGCGCAGGGCAUGGUGAGCCGCAUGAAGCCCAAGCGAGCCGCGCCCGCGCUGGACGAGCGCCGCCGCGCGCUGCGGGCCGCCGCCGCGCACACGCACGCCAUGCACGCCGCGCUCGCCGUCGCGGUUCAAGCUGCCAUAGCGGGAGCCUGCGCGAAUCUCCAUUGCCUGCCAGAGAAACUGAACCCAGUGGUGAGGCCCCUGAUGGAGAGCAUUAAGAAGGAAUGGUGUGAGGAACUUCAGGCGAAUUCGGCGAAAACACUGGCGACGCUUUUGGCGCAGCUCGCAGACCGGGACCCCUGCCCUAAUAAUAAAGUGCUGAUUAAUUUGAAGGCCUUUCUCAGAUGCGACCCGGAGGUGACGCCGCGUGUGUCCUUGGAGCGCGUAGAGGAGGGCGGCGAGGACGGCAGCGGGGACUCCGCCGGGGAGGGACGCCACACGCGCCCUCUCGGACCGCACUUGGACAAGUACAACGGCAUCCUGACGCUGCGGGAGCUCCAGCGCAGCGCCGACCGCGCCGCCCCCCGCCGCGGCCGCCCCCCCGCCGCCGCGCACCUCGACCUGGACUCGCUGCUCGACAACGAGGACGAGGCUAGAAAGCUACUUAGAAUACAAAGACGAGGCGCGACAUUGGCGCUCGUCAGCCUGACGGAACACUUUGGAGACUCACUGCCGCAGAAACUACCCAAGCUGUGGGAGUUUAUCACACAACCUUUCGAAAGGGUCCUGACUGACGCCGAAUUGGAGAGCAUGGACGUGGAGGGUGCCGAGGAGCUGAUCUCCCGGCUGCAGGUGUUCGAGGCGGUGUGCGGGCGCGCGGGGGGCGGCGUGCGGGCGGCGCGCGCGGCCGCCGUGUGCUGCGGGUACACGCGCGCGCCCUACACCGCGCUGCGGCACAUGGCGGCGCGCGCACUCGCCGCGCUCGCACGCACCGCGCACCCGCACGUCAUGCACGCCAUCAUCGAUCAGCUGGUGCCGGCGCUGGGCGAGGCGGGCGGGGAGCGAGUGCGGUGCGGCGCGGCGGAGGCGCUGGCGCGGCUGGUGGACGCCCUGCAGCUGCAGCUCGUGCCCUACAUCGUGCUGCUCGUCAUCCCGCUGCUCGGUCGUAUGAGCGACCACAGCGAGGCCGUCCGCAUGAUGUCGACCCGUUGCUUCGCGACCCUGAUCCAGCUGAUGCCGCUAGAGGGCGCCGUGCCCGAGCCGCCCGACCUGGCCCCCGCGCUGCGCGACCGCAUACGUCACGACAAGAACUUUCUGGAACAACUCUUCAACCCCAAAUCGAUCAAGGACUAUAAAAUCCCCGUGCCGCUCUCCGCCGAGUUACGCUCCUAUCAACAGGCGGGCGUGAACUGGCUGCGGUUCCUGUACGAGUACAAGUUGCACGGCGUGCUGUGCGACGACAUGGGGCUGGGCAAGACGCUGCAGUCCAUAGCCGUGGUGGCGGGCUCGCACUGGGAGGGCGCCGCCGCGCGGGCGCACGCGCUGCCCUCGCUCGUCGUCUGCCCCCCCACACUCACAGGUCACUGGGUGUUCGAAGUAAACAAGUUCAUACCUUCGAAGAUCCUCAGGCCGCUGCAGUACGUGGGGCCGCCGGCUGAACGGGAGAAGCUUCGGCAUCAAGUGAAGUACCACAACUUCAUCGUCGCCUCGUACGACAUCGUCAGGAAGGACAUAGACUUCUUCAGCAGCAUCAGGUGGAACUACUGCGUUCUGGACGAGGGACACGUUAUCAAAAAUGACAAGACGAAGGCUUUCAAAGCCAUUAAAAUGCUGAUAGCCAACCAUAGGUUGAUACUAUCCGGAACACCUAUUCAGAACAACGUGCUGGAGCUGUGGUCGCUGUUCGACUUCUUGAUGCCGGGCCUGCUGGGCACCUCGCGCGAGUUCACGGCGCGCUACUCGCGGCCCAUCCUCGCCGCCCGCGACCCCCGCGCCUCCCCGCUGCAGCUGCAGGCCGGCGCGCUCGCCUGCGAGGCGCUGCACAGGCAGGUGCUACCGUUCCUGUUGAGGCGUGUUAAAGAAGAUGUACUGAAGGAGCUUCCACCGAAGAUAACGCAGGACUAUUACUGCGAGCUCAGCCCCCUACAGCGAUGCCUGUACGAGGACUUCUCGAGAGACCACGUGCCGCAGGACAUCACUAGCACUAGUCACACACACGUAUUUCAGGCUCUACAUUACCUCCAAAACGUCUGCAACCACCCGAAGCUGGUGUUGACUCCGGACCAUCCCGAGGCACAAACCAUCGCCAAACAAUUGAGAGCGCAAAAUUCUAAUCUCGACGACAUUGAACAUUCCGCUAAACUGCCUGCUUUAAAACAACUGCUCCUCGACUGCGGGAUCGGCGCGACGGGGGCGGAGGCCGAGUCCUCGCCGGUCGUGUCGCAACACCGAGCGCUCGUAUUCUGUCAACUGAAGAAAAUGUUGGACAUCGUCGAGAGAGAUCUGCUGCUACAGCAUCUGCCCUCCGUGACGUACCUGCGGCUCGACGGCUCGGUCCCGCCCCAGCACAGGCACGCCAUCGUCACGCGCUUCAACACCGACGUCUCCAUUGACUUGUUACUCCUCACGACCGCGGUGGGAGGCCUGGGGCUGAAUUUAACCGGCGCGGACACUGUGAUUUUCGUGGAACACGACUGGAACCCCAUGAAGGACCUGCAGGCCAUGGACCGAGCUCAUCGGAUCGGACAAAAGAAAGUUGUUAAUGUCUACAGACUCAUCACCAGGAAUACACUCGAAGAGAAGAUAAUGGGGCUACAAAAAUUUAAAUUGAUGACAGCGAACACGGUUAUAAGCAGCGAGAACGCGGCCAUAGAGACGAUGGGCACGGACCAGCUGCUUGACCUGUUCACUCUCAAGCCCGGCCGCUCGCACGACCAGCCCGCCGCCUCCAGGUCCGUGCUGGAGGCGCUGCCCGACCUCUGGGACGACAAACAGUACGAAGAGGAAUAUGACAUGACUAACUUCAUCAAGGGAUUGAACAAAAUGAACGCGCACUAACAUUCAUCAUCAUCAUCUUCGGCCUUACAGCCCAGGGAGGGCCUUAGCCUGGUCCAGUAAGUCUCUCCAGACUGCUCUGUUCAGGGAUUUCUCCUUCCAGUUCCUGACGCCGAUAACUUUGAGGUCGCGCUCCACGCCAUCCAACCAUCGGAGUUUGGGUCUGCCAUGACUUCUGCGGCCCUCUGGCUUGCCAUCAAGCAGUUGUCUUGGCAUUCUGGUAUUCUCCAUUCAUGGUAACAUUACCAUCGAAUUAAUUUAAACUUUCAAUUCACAUAGUGUUUUUGCUGACAGAGAUUAUACAACAAAUCUCUCUCUCUCUCUCGAUUUUUUGAAACUGGUACGCUUGCUUAGCCAAAUACUUAAAGAGAGUUACUAGUUUGUGCAAGGGAGAACGUAAUGUAUGUACUAUGAACUAAUGAUAGGACGUAAUUCAUUAUCAGUAAUAACUCUUAGAUCCAUGUACCCAUAUACUUGAUAGCCUGAUAAUCUAUAUUAUUAAUAAUUUAAUAUGUACAUCUAAGCUGGAUUAAAAUCUUGUAGUUCAUAAUUACUAAAUCAGUUUCAAAAUGCCCAUGAUUUAACACUGGUUUAACAAUAUUAAGUUGAUCGUAAAGACAAAAAAGUUAGUAUCGUUUUCUCCUAUGUUACUCAAGCUUUGGUGUUGUCGAUGAAAAAAAAAUGGAAUCAGUUUUUUAAAUAUCUAUAUCGUGACAAAAGAGAAAGUGUGAACAUACUAUGAAUCUAAAGCUUUGUUCCGAUAUGCGCUGCGAGCGCUGUAGGCUGUGAGGCCAAUUUAAUAUAUUGUGAAGCCGUUUCUUUAUAGCUAGCAUACUGGUUACUGUUUAAAACGGAAAGUAGUACAGUUUUCUGCCAUCGAAGUUUUUUGGCGUUGUUUUCACGUCGACAAAAAUAAAUAUUUAAAUUUAGUUAUUUUUAAAAUUUAAUUCUAGUUGUUGUCAGCUGAAUUAAUCGCAUUAUGAAACCAAGUCGUAUACUUUUUAGUAAAAAAAAUGUUGGUUUUCAAGCAAUGUUAAUAACUUAAUAACCUAAUUAUUGAAAUGGAGUUAUGCACGGUAAAGUAAAAGUAAUCCCGUGAUCAAAGCACUAUAUAGAAAAUACCAGCAGUGUUCACAGUAGAAAAAUGGCGACGAUUUAUGUCAUAUAUUUCGUUAGGAUACACCGCCAAUGUAUACAGUCGGUCCAUAACGGAACGAAUUUCUCCGCCAGUGAGUGCACUGACCAGUGCUCCCAGUGUAUAUUGGAACAUAUCUUAAAUCAGGUGUAGUUGAUUCAAUUUUUGAUCGUUAGGGAAACGUUAGUUUUAUUAAAAUCACCUAACCGACACAUAGUUGCAAAUGAAACUAAUAAAAACGGGACAAAAACAAGUCUCAUAAAUAUCACUAUGUGAAUUUAUAAUGGUCUGUUAAAUUAUAAAUGUGUGUCAUAGCGCCUAUAACAUUAUUCCCACGGCAUUACUUUAUAGCACACAUCUGUUAUUAGUGAAGUAGAAAGUGAUAGUAAAUUAAAAUCAUCAAAAUCGCUUUUACGCUUUAAUCUCGCGUAUUCGAAUACUUGGUUAUAUUUAAUUCAAUCUACGACACCGAAAACCGAAAAAAAUACUAGGAGUUAAAUUACAUAACCUCAAAUAAAAAUAAACAAAAAAAUAUUGAAGUUUUAAAAUAUUGCUACUACUGGACACUUGACGUCCUCCCUUGAAAAAUCUUGGAAGUUGAUCGUAGCGCCACCUAUCAAAUAGUUAGGAACGAUUAUCUACAAAAAAAGCAACGAAAAUAGAGUUCAUAAUCAUCUGGGUGAGGUUCUGAACAUCUUUAAAAGAAAUAACUUUAACUGAAAUACAGCAUUACAUACUGUUGUAGUUUCACACACGAAACAAUUGCUCAUAAAUAGAUUCAAUUGUUACAAAGUUUAGUGAAAAAUACUCGUACUGAAGAAUUAUAUAUCAUUAAUGGUGUGUUUGUACGUCAAUGGUACUAUUUCCACACUAAGAACUUUCAUCACAAUUGGUCGUAUGAUUUAGGAACGCAUAGAACACAAACAUACAAACGUUUAUAACAAACAAAUUACAUUUUUAUUUCAAUAGGUAGAAUAUAAAUAUAAAAUGAUAUAUUUACAUUACAAACUUAGAAAAUGUCACAUACACAAGUCAAUUAAUAAACCAAUAAACCUGUUGUUGUUUGUGUAUAUUCUAUUUUAUAUAUUAUAUUAGUGUUAAUAUGUGCUGUAAGCUUUGAAUUGCACAAGGCCCUAUUUAUAAGACAUUGGUAAUUUUAUUGUUAGACCUCGGGUAGAUAAUAAAUGUAUAUAAUUUUUACUAAGUUUGACUAUUCGGUUGCUCUCGAUGGUACAGCAGAGCUCCCCUCACAGACUACUAGGUCAAGAAGGAUUGCGCGUGAACAUGUGCCGUCGAUUUUAGUUAUCCUUGAAUUAAAUAUUCACUACCGUAAUAUGGUCGCGUGUGAGUGCUCACGUGCCUCAUGCCAUGGCCAUUGAGAUUCUUAAUGACACGAAUGACGGUUGCGUUUGUUAUAAAUGACCUCGAUGCUGGAUCACCAUCGUAAAUUAAAGAUUUUUUUUUAAAUGACGAUCUUUCAAAGUAGAAAAGAAAUUUGGUAUUUAUUAAGCUAGACUAAAAAUACUUGAUACCAUGGUUAAGUAAAUGCUACAGACUACUGGUUUUACUAAAAUCCGUUCUGAGAUGUCAGUUUAUAUUUUGUGCACUUUUAUGCAUACUUUGAAAGUUUGUCACAAACACAAGAGGCUGAUUGUUUUUUUGUAGUUUUAAAUCUAAUUUUGUUAAAGAAUAUUUCCUUAGUAAAUAAUUGAAAAUUAACAUCGAUACAAAGUAAAUUUUGUAAACUUUAAAAUGCUGAUAUAUGUUAUCGGAUUGAUUUAUAAUGUUCUAUUAGUUUUAAUAUGAUAUUCCUGAUUGUUGACUAAAUAUUUUAUAAUUUUGAGUUAAUUAAUUCACGCUUUUUUUCAAGUUUCUCUUAGUUAUCAAUUCAUAAGUUCAUAUAUCAAUAAAUUUGGCACAAUAUAUUUCGGAUUUUUUUUUUUAUGGUUUUACACUUUUGGAUACUCAAAAAUUUGUUCGCCGUAGAAAACCGUGUUCACAAUUUUCUAAUUAUCCAAAUUUUAAAUUAUAAGAUGAUUCGCAUUUUCAAUUUUUCGUGCAUAAUUCAAACAUUCAAUUCAAACAUAGAGGCAUCUGACAUAUUUCCUCUGAAACUUGAAUAUUUUUACAAAGUCGAUUCACAGUUUGUAAUAAAAGUGUUGAUGUAGUUAAAAAUACUACAGAGUCAAAAUCGUAAUUUAUAAGGGUUUUAUUAAUUUAUAAAACAUUACAAUAUUAUUGCUUCGCUAUGUAUAAGUUCCUUAUAAAUAAGAAAUACCUCACAAUUUCUCUACAAUUUGUUUGUAAACUUUUAGUUGAUUUAAAUAGCGUUAUAAGUAUGAAGUCAUUUGUUUUAGUCAUUUUUGUGUAGUUUUUAGAUUAGCGUGUUUGAUUUCGUGUUUUUGUACCUGCAUAUGUGGAAAUAAAUUUAAUAUGAAUAAAUCUUUAAUUUUAAA